Molecule: messenger RNA, 491 nt
Organism: Enterobius vermicularis (human pinworm)
Lineage: Eukaryota; Metazoa; Nematoda; Chromadorea; Rhabditida; Oxyuridae
Source: the annotation of a GenBank genome assembly
AUGAUGUCAGACAGAAUAAAGGAACUGGAAUUGCUUCUUGCUGAUACACAGGUUCAACUGGUUGAGACUGCUCAAGAAAUUCGAUUGGAGAGAGAUGAGGGCAAAUCUGUCAGCUUCGUGGCGACAAAAGACAAGGAAAGUGUUUCGAACACUAGAUGUAUCGCAGUUGGUGAUUAUGAUGUUUAUGAAGAUGCAGUAGAGACUUCUUCGCUACCGUUUGUAUCUUGGAUAUUACUUUGGAAAUCGUUGGAAUUUGUCAAGAUUUCAAUCAAGUUUGUGGAUGCAUGUAGCGUUUUUUUGGUUCGUCAAAGCGAAAACAGGGACACGACUUUGAACAAUGAUGUUUCGUCUCCUAAAUCACUCAUAAGGUUGACUGCAUUUGCUUGUUUAUUUUCAGUUGCUUUAGACCAAUUGGGAAUUAGACGAGUUUUUCAUUACUGGGGCUACAUUUUUAAAGGAGAAGAGAAAUUUAGGCGAGCAUUUUCGUAGCU